AUGGGAAACUCUAAUAAAAUAUAGAGGAAAUAAUAGAACAGUAGUUAGACCUCUUAAUAGUUUGAUUAAUUUAUCGGAGAAGUCAAAAAUUCCUAUUUAUAAUAUGAUAUGUGUAGAACAAUGAAAUUUAAUAAUAAAAAUUCAUUAUUGUGCAUUGGAAGCGAUAAAAAAAUAAAGAUUUAUGCUUUUCAUAAAGGAUUACUAUAGAAGAUUGGUGAAUUAUAUCACAGCAAUUAAGAAUUGACAUAUUUAAACUCCAAUAGAGACAAAAUUUUAAUAUCAGGUUGUAAUCAAAUGAUUAAAAUAAGAUCUUUUAUUGGUAAAAAUAAUUCAAAAGUCUAAAGGAAAAUUUAAGUAGAUUAAAACAGUUUUAGUUGUUUUGCAAUAAGUGAAAAAAAUAAUUUAUUAGUUACUGGACUUUAAAAAUAUAUUUAUUUUUGGGAAGAAAAUGGUUUAUGUGUAUAAAAAUUAGAUUUAUAAUUAAUUGAUGGAUUUGAUUGGGUUUACAGUUUAAGUUUUAAUGAGUCUUAAAAUAAAAUAAUUUCUUGCAAUGGAGACCAUAACAUAACUAUAAUUUAAUAACAAAAUAAUUAAAUAUAAUAAUGGAAAAUUGUUUAAAUAAUAAAUAUGGAUAACUUUGGAACUUAAGCAAUCUGUUUUGGUGAUGAUUCUUUUGUUUUUCACCCUUGGAUGAGCAGAACUAUGUUUGUUUAUAAAUUUAAUUAAUAAAAUGAUUAAUAUACCUUAUCAAAUACAUUUCUUAUGCAAGGAGAAGGUUAAAAUUGUUAUUCUUUUAUUUCAUAAUAUAUAAAGUAGAAGCAAUUGUUUAUAAAAUAGGAUAAAAAUGAACUUUGUUUGUUUCAAGUAAACAAAAACUAAGAAUUAUAAAUUAUCUAAAAGGUUAGAUUUCAGGAAAUAUAUAUUUGGGG
Molecule: messenger RNA, 929 nt
Organism: Paramecium primaurelia
Lineage: Eukaryota; Ciliophora; Oligohymenophorea; Peniculida; Parameciidae
Source: the annotation of a GenBank genome assembly